Messenger RNA from Ceratitis capitata (Mediterranean fruit fly), 2023 nucleotides. RefSeq names its product fatty-acid amide hydrolase 2. Lineage: Eukaryota; Metazoa; Arthropoda; Insecta; Diptera; Tephritidae. The coding region runs from base 282 to 1865 and encodes 527 amino acids. The transcript has 2 exons. The record is from RefSeq and is a predicted model, not a curated record.
UUAUUAAAUAAAUUUUUGAAAAGACAACAACAUUGUUCAUCAACGUAAUCUUAAUUAUCAUGUUAUCAUUAUGUAUUUCAUAUUAUCAUUUCUUGUCUUGAGCUUAGUAAAACAGGUCAGCCACUUUGGAUGAAGCUUUGCUGAAGAAAAUUGCCAACAUACUGCUUCAUUAGCGUUGUGCACCUGUCUUAAGAAGCAUACAUACUUGUAUAACCAAAUAAGUCGUGGUUCGUUGAGCUCUACAACUGUUUAAAAACGCAGUGUCAUUUGCUAAUAUAAAUAUGACUGAUCGGGAAAAAUCUUCACUAGCCACGGUCAUACAUUUUCUACAUAUCAUUUUGGAUAGAAUUUUGGAGUUCGCACUUGGUUGGCUUCUAGGCACUGCUCGUAAUGUACCAAUACCACCAAAUAAAGAACAGGAAGAAUUAUUAUCAACUAGCGCAGUGAAACUUGCUUGUUUAAUCCGUGAACGAAAAUUGCAUUCCUAUGAAGUAGUAAAAGCCUACUAUGAUCGGUUAAUAACCGUAAAUCGUGAAUUAAAUGCUGUAGUGGAUGGUCCAUUCUCCGAAGCUCUAGAAGAGGCGAGAGGAAUUGAUGAACGAUUCAAAAGAGGAGAGAUCACAGAAGAAGAACUUAAUAGAAAACCAUUUCUUGGUGUGCCAUUUACCACCAAAGACAGCACUGAAGUAGCAGGAAAGUUGCAUACGCUAGGAUUAGUAUCUCGUCGUAAUGAACGGAGCCCCAACGAUGCUGAAUGUGUGCGGUUAAUGAAGGAAAGUGGCGCUAUUAUAAUAGCAACAACAAAUGUUCCCGAAGUUAAUAAAUGGAUAGAAACACGAAAUAUGCUGAUUGGCCAAACUAAAAAUCCAUAUGACUACAGACGUUCUGUUGGUGGUUCUUCAGGCGGGGAAGCAGCGUUAAUUAGUGCAUGUUGUACAGCAUUUGGUUUGGGUACAGAUAUUGGUGGCAGUAUACGAAUUCCAGCCUUUAAUUGUGGAAUUUUUGGUCAUAAGCCAACUAAAGGUGUCGUUAACAUGCGAGGCUGCACAUUUCGUAAGGGCGAUGAAGAACAUACUAUGGUAGCCGCUGGACCAAUGACGCGGUAUGCUGAGGACUUAAUUCCUAUAAUGAAAGUACUGAUUGAGCCAAGCCAAACUAAAACUUUACGGUUGGAGGAAUCAGUAAAUCUAAAAAGUCUACGUUAUUUCUACAUACCAUGCAAUAAUAUGUUGCAAUGCAAUCCAAUUGGUGAAGAAGAACAAUCACUCAUGCUUAAGAUAUGUAGCUAUUUUACAAACUUAUCAGGUACCGAGGUGAAAUUAGCUACCUUACCAUACUUAGAAUCAUCGAGCAAAAUGUGGCGUUACUGGAUGACGCAGGAGCCAGCAAAUUUCAAUAAACUUUUAGGUAAUGGAGAGAACUUAAAUCCCUUUUUCGAGCUAUUUAAGAAAUUACUAGGGCGUAGCGAGUUCACAAUGGCUGCAAUUUACUCACUGAUUGACGCCUUACUUCCACCUGAAAGAGAACAAAAGAUGCGAGAAGCAACAAAAAGGUGCAAGAAUGCACUAAAUGAGUUACUUGGCGACGAUGGCGUAUUAUUCUUUCAUAGUUCACCGCGUACUGCACCUUUCCAUUACUAUCCCUUAAUAAAAUUCGCCGAUUUUAGUUAUUUCAGUAUAUUCAAUGUACUGCAUGUGCCAGUUACUCAAGUUCCCAUGGGAUUGGAUUCCAGAGGUAUGCCUAUGGGUAUACAAGUUGUUGCCAACGAAAUGAAUGACAGAUUGUGUUUAAAUGUAGCCAAAGAAUUAGAGCGCGCAUUCGGCGGCUGGGUACGACCAUAUAAACAUAACAACAUGACUAAAUAAUUUAAAUCAUGCAUAUGUGCAUAAAUGCAUACACACUAUGUGCCUAUGCCAUCUGUACGGAUAUACAUACAUUUGUACGUACAUAUUUUCGAGAUUAAAUACUACGUAGCAUUUAAGUUGAAGUAAUAAAAGUCGAUGGUGAAUGUUUUUGAAUUCAA